GAGCAUGAUUGUAGAUCUUAUUGAACGAUUGAAAUGGUAUGCGAUGUAGAAAUUAUUUAAGGGUCGCCUGGCUGGACGGGUCCUAAGGAAUCUCAUUCACUCUUAACCUUGCCAUCUCAGAAUCCUGAUCGAUUGUACCCCGUGUUCCAAAAUGCCGUCGUACAAGAAUAUCGAUAAAUAUCUAGAUCAAAUCCACAAGGACAAGACCCUCGUCCUUGGAUUGGUGGUUGGGUCGCAUCAGGACGUGAAACCCGGUGUCCGGAUACCCAAAGCCGACGCCCAAUCUUCUCCAGAACUACACCUCCCCAAAUCCUACCUCUCCUCCUCAACAACCAACGACACCUACCUCAUGAUUGCAAUCGACAUCGACGCCCCCUUCCCAUCCUGGCGCGGUCUAGGUCCAAUCCUACACUGGGUGCAACCAAACCUCAAACCAGACCCAGUAACCGGCAGACUUUCUCCUCCUGGGCCUGAAUCAUAUAUAGUAAACUACAUCGGUCCUGCACCUCCGCCACCGAGUUCACCGCAUCGGUAUUGUUUCUUUCUGUAUCGGCAGCCGGAGGGUCUGGAUGUGGACAAGUAUAUUGCCAAAAGAGGGGGGAAGAAAGUUGGAAAUGUGGCGAGGAUGUGGUUUGAUUUGGAAAAGCAUGAGAGAGAGCUAGGGCUGAAAGGGGGGAUAGUUGCGGGGAAUUAUUUUGUUAGUAAUUAGAUAGUACUAUUUGGGAUGAAUUGCAAAGCUUAGGAC
Molecule: messenger RNA, 745 nt
Organism: Talaromyces stipitatus ATCC 10500
Lineage: Eukaryota; Fungi; Ascomycota; Eurotiomycetes; Eurotiales; Trichocomaceae
Product: phosphatidylethanolamine-binding protein, putative
Exons: 2
Coding region: 152-709 (185 amino acids)
Biological process (GO): regulation of Ras protein signal transduction; regulation of proteolysis
Molecular function (GO): peptidase inhibitor activity; phospholipid binding
Source: RefSeq, a predicted model, not a curated record